AGGAAGGCAACAAAACCAACACGUCAUAGUUUUCCUAACGUCCAAGGGUGAAUAAUAAUGUUAGUACAAAUCCUGAAUAAGGUAUAAAAAACUUAAAGGUACUCAUCUCCAAAGCUGUAGUUACCAUGUAUACCACUCUGCUUAUUACAGGGAUAGUUGCAGGGAUUUAUAUAAUCGUGUACAAUGUUUUCAUUAAAAGACAGAGGUGUAAAAGCUCUACAACAUUGCACGGGAAGACUGCGAUCGUAACAGGGGCCAACACAGGCAUUGGAAAGGCCACAGCCCUGGAAUUGGCCAAAAGAGGGGCGAGGGUCAUCCUGGCCUGUCGAAGUCAGGAAAGAGCAGAGGCUGCCGUCCGUGACAUUAAGAGGGAAAGUGGGAAUGCAGAAGUGGUGUACAUGCAGCUGGACCUGGCGAGCCUGCAGUCGGUGCGCUCCUUCGCUGAGACCUUCCUAAAGACAGAACCAAGACUGGACCUUCUCAUCAACAAUGCAGGACUCUUCGUGGAAGGAAAGACAGAGGAUGGCUUUGGCAUGAUCUUUGGUGUCAAUCACCUCGGUCACUUCCUGUUAACUCUUCUGCUGCUGGAGCGUCUGAAGGAGUGUGGCUCAAGCCGAGUGAUAAAUGUGUCCUCCAAAGCUUACAAUUUUGGAGCCAUUGAUUUCAACUACCUGAGCACUCACAAAGAGCUUGGUUUGGGGGGCAGCGGCUAUCGGCUUUUUAAAUUGUACGGCCACAGCAAGCUGUGUAAUGUGCUCUUUACUCAUGAGCUGGCGAAGAGACUGCAAGGAACCAGUGUCACCUGCUACAGUCUGCAUCCAGGACCAGUCAAAACGGAAAUAGCUCGUCACACCAGUAUAUGGUGGAAGACCUUCCUCAUUCCUACAAGCUGGCUGUUCUUUGUGGACCCAGAUUCUGGUGCCCAGACCACCCUGCACUGUGCCCUCCAGGAGGGCAUUGAGCCGCUGAGUGGCCGUUACUUCUCCGACUGUGUCGAGGAGGAAGUUCUCCCCAAGGCCAAAGACGACGCGGUGGCCAGGAAGCUGUGGGAAGUGAGCGAGAGACUGAGCGGGCUGUCCUGAGAGAACAUCAGCACCUGGCCUCCCGCAGUCCUGAUGGCUACAGAUAGGAAACGUUGUUUUGUACACGAGCGCUUCGCGGGAUUUUGGCAAUAUCAUUUUAUACAAAGACCCUAGGCCAGGGGUCUGCAACCCUGGUCCCAGAGAGUUGCAGGGUCUUCUGAUUUUUUAAAUUUUUUACUGCUACUCAGCACUUAAUUAAUCAAUCAUGGGAGCUGAUUACACUGUUAGCUUUUCUGGUUUGCAUGUUCUCCCCGUGUCCGCGUGGGUUUUCUCCGGGUACUCCGGUUUCCUCCCACAGUCCAAAUACAUGCAGGUUAGGUUAACUGGGGAGUCUAAAUGUCCCCUAGGUGUACUCCUGCCGUUGCCCUUGACCAAGGCACUGGCCUCGGAACUCGAGUUGGUCCCCGGGCGCCGCACUGUGGCUGCCCACUGCUCCUAAGUAACUAGGAUGACAAGAUUAAUGUCAGUUAUAAUAAUGCAAGCAUUUCACUCAAUGAAUGAAUGAAUGAGAAAUUUAAUUAUUUUACAUGUUUCAGUGAUUUUUAACUAUUCAACAUAUAAACAUUGUACUUCCAAACAAUGUCCAAUUUGAAAAAUCAGUUAACUUGCAAAUCAAUUUUGUAUGAUAUGAUUUCAUAUUAACAUAUAUAAUAUUAUUUAUAUAUUAAAUAUAUCAAAUAUAUGAAAUGACUGAUCGAAUAUCCCCUGGAUUUUGUCAUUCACAUGUGUUUGGAUUUCAAAUGAUUCAGCGAUUACCUUAAAGGAUUGAUGUGAUUAUCAUUUGUACAGAAAUUAAUGAUUGGUAAAUUAAAAAUCGAAUUGCA
Molecule: messenger RNA, 1906 nt
Organism: Anguilla anguilla (European eel)
Lineage: Eukaryota; Metazoa; Chordata; Actinopteri; Anguilliformes; Anguillidae
Product: dehydrogenase/reductase SDR family member 13-like
Exons: 5
Coding region: 126-1082 (318 amino acids)
Source: RefSeq, a predicted model, not a curated record